CUGCUGCCAGCUGCCGCAUAGACAGACGAGGGAUAUUAACCGGUAGACAAUACUCUAUUUAUAGAACAAAUAUCAUUUAAGAGAUCAUGGGAAGAAUUUUAAAUACACAUUUCGAGAAUAACACCAUCUAAAAUCUCCUGUUUUGUGGUCCGUAAAGGUAGUGAGAAGGCUAGUUUACCUAACGUUAGAUAGGUGAGUUAGCUGGCUAGCUAACUGCUCUCAACGAAAGAGAUGGGGACAAGAGCUAGUCGUUUACAAGAGGACCCAGUGCCUUCGACUUUCGGGAAAGAUGGCAUCACCCGGGAUUCCUAUCGACGACCCCGGUGCAAUAGGCCCACCAGUAUUAUGGUAGACUUUUUGGGGAGUUUUGACGAUUCAGAGACCAACCAUAGCCGAUCGGAGGAGGGCAGCGAUUCGGACAUGGGGCAACAGGCGAGCACCGGUGGAAGCCCCGUCGACCACAAGAGCCACCCGUCCAUCAGCCCAUCAUCACCAGCAGAAGACAACAGCGAAUGCAAACGCGAGGAAGACUGCAAUAGCAGUCCUGCGGGUGCUGUAAACGGGGAACAUCUGCCUGGAGAGGAGACAGGCCAAGUGCCUCACCGCACUUUCUCUGAACGUUUACCCGGUAAUCGACACUCUUCUGGGCGCAACGUCAGCGCAAGAUCCGCACGGAUGAGAGGCAUCCAUCAGCGCCCAGUGUCGGAGGCUUGGAUUGGCCUCUACCGUGUCAACAACCGACAUGGCAAUAUCCGCUGUCCGUUCUGCUCCAAGCCUUUCUCGGGUGGCAGAAUUGAGGAUCACCUGUUGAGCUGUCUCACAUCUCCCCCUCUCCCUUACAACAUGGACGUGCUGAGUAAGGACAGCGGUGAGUGUUCCAUCUGUCUGGACGAGCUGCAGCAGGGAGAGACCAUCGCCCGGCUGGCCUGCCUUUGUGUCUACCACAAGAGCUGUAUUGACUCCUGGGCGAAGGUGAAGACCUGCUGUCCUGAACACCCUUUUGAUUGACUCAUGGGUCACAUGUCCUGCUGAGUGACACACCUGACUCAGAUUUUUACCCCACAGGAGACUGCAAUGUAUCUACAAUUGCAGAAAAUAUACUACGACAAUGAUUAAUACCAGCGGCAAGCCUCCUAAUAACAACACAACCCCACAAAGAUUCGACCAAUGACCACUUUACCAUCUUGGACCUGGUUUAGUCCAUUUGAACUCAACGCAGACCACUAUAAUCACCCCUGGAAUAGAUGGCACCUCUCCUCUGUCAAUGUAGCCGAAACUAUAGCCUAAACUGCUGGAGGGGAUAUAAUAUCAUACCAGGUUGGCAGUACCCUGAAAGACCUUUGUAACUCAAGGAGAGGAAAAUGUGUUUAUGUGCUCCCUGCAUUCUUCUUACCCUAAUGUGGACUAUCCAUAUGAAAAGGUAAUGUUAUCUUUCCUGAUGCUGCAAAACAAUAUUGUGCAGAGAUUCACGUUACAGUGGAUAAAUGUUUCUGUUCAUAAAAAAACAGCCCAGCUCCGGGAAAAAAUAAAUGAGUUGAUUAUGUGUAAAUAUUGCAAUGUAUUGUUUUUAAAAGCCAUAUGUUGGAGCGCAGGGCUUUAUUUUGUGGGUGGGGUUGUUAUUGUGAUUGUAGGUGUUUUUCUGUUGUCACCAUGACACAUUUCAGGAGAAGGAUGGUGGGUGUGAGUUGAUUGAUAGUUUGGUCAGUUUAGGUCAGUUUGUUUGGUUGGUGCUGACACCACUGUAUUAGGUCCUUUACUGCAGCGGUAGCAGGUUGUUGAUAUUUCCAUAUGGUUGUUUGUGUGUGUGUGCGAUGGCGGUGUGGACGAAUGGGGCCAGCUAAUGUUGGGAUGACACCGCCUGACUGGACCGCAGAAGUAAACUGCAGUCCUCUCACUGGCUGUAUACAUGAGAGGUGUGUGUGCUUAGUGCCCUGGGUGAAAGCGAUAGUUUUAAUCAUUGUGAUACUUUGUUCCUAAAAGUAUCUGUGUGAUUAAAAACAUUCUGCUACUUUGACAUGGCCUCCCUCUGUGAGACCCACCUCGCCUGUUGUGCUGAAGGCAUGUGGUGGUGUUUGUGGGUCUUCAUGUCCCCCUGCCUCUCAAGGGUGUUGUCCGGAUUGUUGGACCAGGCCAUGUGCGCUAGUCUGGCCAUCUGGCUCCCUGCAUUCAUGUCUGAAUGGGAGGGAUGAUGUAUUUAAUGGCAUGAUUACUCCAUAAGGCCUUGCCUAUCCCAUGAUUCCUGUCGCUGGAAGCAAAGAACAGCUGAUGGGGUGAUUCUUAUAUUACCCCACCCCCCUUUCCUCAUAAGAGGAUUUAUAGACAUUGUAUUAUUCCAGUUAUUAUUAUUACUACUAAAUGUGCUAAGCAGAUACAUUUGCCUGUGUUUUGGUUGCCUUUGCCUGGUGAGAUUUGUCUGUCCAGGCUCCUCUGGUGUAGUGUACUCUGGGGAUCAGUGGUGAUGCUACAGUGAUGCUACCAGCAUGAGGAUCAGCACUGUUCAGCAUUCCUAUUGGAUGAUAUCCCCGAGUUCUUGCCCCACAUCUUGCAUUCUGAACUGAAGUGCUACGACCUUUCCUGCCCCUAGAUGGCAGCCCGGUGCAUUUUACUCUUUCGUCCCCAAAAAAUAAGAAAGAACUAUUCCGCCAAAAGUAUGUAUGCAUGUCUGUACAUGAAACAGUGGUAGGGGAUGUGUGUGAAAAAGAGAGAAAUUGAUCAUUAGACAUAAAUGUUACAAUAUUUGUGGUGAUGAUGAAUAAUGAUGUUGUGUACUUUUGAGGAGGGAGCGGAGGGGGUUGCCAGUGAAAAUAUAUCUGAAGCCCCAAAUGUUCCUUUACUUUACUACUCUUCCCUUUUAGCUGUGUGGUGCAAUACCUCCAUUUUUACAUAUGUUAUUACUCGGCAGCAUAGCUUUUCUCCAAGAACGAUAAUUGAUAUAUUCAAUGAUAAUGUUUUUAAGGUCACCAUGGUGAUAUCUGCAUCCCAAGAUAUGGACAAUCUGCCUUCUCUGGUAUAACAGAACAAUCUGUUUAUUUAUUAAAGUGUACAUAUGUAUUGCAAUUCAAAAUGGCUUGGUCUUUGUCUGUUCAUUAUACUGUUUCUAAGCUCCAAUCUUUUGUAUGUCUCAAAGUUGUUUUUAUAUGUAUUUUUAUAUGUAUUUUGUAUGUAAUAAAUAUACUUGUGUGAGCCA
Messenger RNA from Oncorhynchus gorbuscha (pink salmon), 3187 nucleotides. RefSeq lists its product as uncharacterized. NCBI's taxonomy places the organism in Eukaryota, Metazoa, Chordata, Actinopteri, Salmoniformes, Salmonidae. The transcript is spliced from 5 exons. Bases 232 to 1008 code for a protein of 258 amino acids. The record is from RefSeq and is a predicted model, not a curated record.